AGGCUUUCUCGCCAUCCGAGGCUUGGCCCUAGCCCUGUGCGGCUUCCCUCGCGGCUGCGGACCCUCUGCCUGCGCCCAGCCCAGCCACAAUGGGGACUGCUCAGGUUUUGCCUGGCAUUCUGCAGAAGCAUUGCUGUAUCUUACCAGACAGGAAUACAGGCCAUCUCCAGACUAUAGUCACAUUGGGCUGGGGCAUGAAGUAUGGAUUUGGGGUGUGUGUAAUUCAGUCCAAACCACAGAAGCCGCCCCGAGCCGACGUCCCGCUAUCGGUGAGGCUGCAGGACGCUGUCACGUUACUGCAUGGAGCCUCUCGCUGUCUGAGCGGUCACCUGAAGCCGGCCCACGCUGUUUCCUUAUUCUGUGCACUGGAGCAAAAACGUUUAACUGACUACGAUGGGUGAUUCCUAAAGUUAUAUUGGACUCGGAAAAAAAUGCAUUGGUAAAACUCACUCUUUGAAUGUUUCUAGUAUUCAGAGUCCAGGUCAGAGUCCGGGUCACUAUCUUUCUAUAAUGAUUGGUAUCUGAAACAAGAACACUGGCUACAAUGUACAGUCUUGCUCUGUCUACUGUAUAAACUUCCCCAAUCAAAUAUUUUUCAUAAAAAUGUUUUUGGAAAUGAAAAGUUACAACCUGG
This is a messenger RNA of Mandrillus leucophaeus (drill), 634 nucleotides long. RefSeq lists its product as uncharacterized. The transcript is spliced from 3 exons. The record is from RefSeq and is a predicted model, not a curated record. Lineage: Eukaryota; Metazoa; Chordata; Mammalia; Primates; Cercopithecidae. Bases 90 to 401 code for a protein of 103 amino acids.